AUGGCGUGUGAAUCCCUGCGAAUAGAGCAGGUGGAUGCCAACUUCUUAGAUCGCGAGUACAAGCAAAUUAUCGAACAACAAUUCGCCGAACUCACUAUCGGAUUACCGGUCUCAAUCAGUCGAAUCUGUGAUUAUCUUAAGCCUGAGAUAAGGCUUCUUGUCGACAGCGUAUUGUGGACUACGCGAGUCUAUAGAGGAGCCUCACCAGGACAACUGACAAUGAAUAUCGCAUACAAAGACUAUCCGAUCAGAAAAGUGUUCACGCAUUUCCUAAUAUCCGUGUUCAUUCCUUACGUGCAUGGACGAUUCUUCAACGCAGUCAAUAGCGGUGUUAUCAGGAAAUUUCUCUCGAAACUCAGUGCCGUAUACGAGGCAUUCUGCAUCCUCCAUUAUCUAAAUUUUCUACGAGUUGGUGGUCACAGCACUCUUGUCGAAUCAUAUCUGAACUUGCGGAAUUGGAAUAAUGAUUUGCCCACUGUGGGCACAAUCAACUACGAGUCACAAAACAGGGAGCUACUAUGGCACACGCGAGGUGCAGUUGAAUGA
Molecule: messenger RNA, 546 nt
Organism: Cylicocyclus nassatus
Lineage: Eukaryota; Metazoa; Nematoda; Chromadorea; Rhabditida; Strongylidae
Source: the annotation of a GenBank genome assembly